AUGGUGAUAAUCAAGGAGCUGGAGGAAAUAGAGUUCAUUACGAACAACGAAGAACUGGAGGAGUACAUGAUGAAAAACGAGGAGCUGGAUGAGAUUGAUUUCAUCACAAACAACGAAGAAAUGGAGGAGUACCUGAUGAACAACGAAGAGCUGGAGGAGAUGGAGUUCAGUAUGAACAACGAAGAGAUGGAGGAGAUGGAUUUAAACCCUUGUUUUCCAGAAACAAUCACACAUGUAGGAGAAUCAGAUGUUCCAACCAGAAAUAAAAAGAAUCUCACAAAUGAACAACGUCUAGAUAUUUUCCAUUUCUUAUUGAAGGAAAGUAAGAAGGGACGACCGCAAAAACGCUCAGUCCCAAUGGCAGCGCAACUAUUUUCAACAUCAGAAUCUACAGUAAAACGUAUAUGGAAACGAGGAAAAGAUUGUGAAGCAAAGAAAUUACCUUUUGACGUGUCUUCACGACAACCAACCAGAGUUCGUCCUACACCCAAGAAGGUUGAUUUCAGCAAGAUAAUGGAAAUACCAUUGCGAAGACGCACCACCAUAAGAUCCAUUGCCGAAGCUUUGAACAUGCCCAAGUCAACUGUCCAUAGAUACGUCAAGAAAGGAGCGAUUAAAAAACACACGAACGCAAUAAAACCAUCCUUCACAGUGGACACGAAGAAAGCACGGUUAGAAUUCUGUUUGGGAAUGCUUGAGCUUAUCCCUUACAAGGAUAAUAUGAUGACCAAGCCCAUGUAUGAUGUUAUACACAUAGAUGAGAAGUGGUUUUUUAUGACAAAAGCAACAGAGAAUUACUACCUUCAUCCGGAAGAAACCGAACCAUAUCGUACAUGCCAAAGUAAAAGAUUCAUUAAAAAGGUAAUGUUUUUGGCAGCAGUAGCUCGUCCUAGAUUUGAUGAGUUCGGAAAUGAAGUUUUUAAUGGAAAGAUAGCCAUUCGGGAAAAGUGGCCAAACUACAAUGGGGAAACUAUAUACAUCCAACAAGAUAAUGCAAAACCACAUGUUAAAGUGGAUGAUGAAGAAUUUUUAAAAGAAGCGGCAAAAGAAGGUUUUGAUAUUAGAUUGAGAUUCCAACCUUCACAAAGUCCCAACAUGAACGUUUUCGAUCUUGGGUUUUUCAGGUCUAUACAAUCAUUACAGCACAAAGAGGCGCCCACUACUGUUGGCGAACUUUUAUCGGCUGUGGAUAAAGCAUUUAAUGAAUUAUCGGCACAAACUCUGAAUGACGUAUUCCUCUUGUUGCAACUAUGCAUGGUAGAGGUUCUAAAGCUUCGUGGAGGAAACAAUUAUAAAUUGCAGCAUAUAGGGAAAAAGAAACUUGCACGCAUUGGUGAACUUCCUACUCAAAUCGAAGUGGAUAAGAAUUUGGUGAAGGAUGCAACUAAUUACCUUUCAUGUUUAAGACAUUUCUGCAAGGAUGAGAGUAUUGCUGGAGAAAUACAUGGCAACAAUAUCAUUAUGUAG
Papaver somniferum (opium poppy) is the source of this 1467-nucleotide messenger RNA. RefSeq lists its product as uncharacterized. Bases 1 to 1467 code for a protein of 488 amino acids. The record is from RefSeq and is a predicted model, not a curated record. NCBI's taxonomy places the organism in Eukaryota, Viridiplantae, Streptophyta, Magnoliopsida, Ranunculales, Papaveraceae. The transcript has 2 exons. Gene Ontology annotation, molecular function: nucleic acid binding.